ACCGCGGGCCGCAGACGCGAGUGGAGUGCGGUGGGGUGGGUGUCGCUAUCGCGUGUGCUCCCCGUUAGCCUAUUGUGUCUGCGCCGGUUAAGGUGGGACGUCAUCAGCAGGGUUGUUAGCAGCCUCAAGCCCAGUGGGGAGGGCCAUGCGUGGCACCGGAGGCGGCGCCGCGAUUCCCUCCGAGUGGUGAACUGUGGUGACGGAACACGCGUGCGGCGACUGCGAACGGAGCGGUCGAGCGAGGAGCCAUGGCGACCAAAAACGCAGCAGAGGAGUUCAUGGAGGGACCCCUGGCGUUAUGGAUCCGGACGUUCCAGGACGAGGGGUACCCGGAGGUGACGUACGGCGCGCUGGUGGACGGCCUCUUCCUGCAGGACGUCAUGCUGCAGAUCUACCCGGACGUGCCGCACCGGGAGAUGACACGGAGCCCCGGAGACGCCAGCGCGCGCAUCCGUAACCUCUCCACCGUGCUGAAGAACAUCAAACACUUCUAUGAGGUGGUACUCAGUCAGACGGUGGUCAGCCGCCUGCCAGACGUGGUCCGCCUGGGCUCCGAGGCCGAGGCGGCCACAGAUGAGAUGCGCAGACUGCUCCUACUAGUGCUCGGAUGUGCCGUACAGUGCAGCUGCAAACAGAAGGUGGUCGAGAACAUCAAACUGAUGGACUACGAGACGCAGCACGCCAUCGUCGAGUGCAUUCAGCAGGUGACGGACAACCCGGAGACGGUGUGGACACAGGAGUGGAGCGACCAGCAGGCAGCCUCUGCCGACGACGACCCGCACCUCCAGCUGCUGGUGGGCCACGUGCGACGACUGGUGCGGGAGAGAGACGACCUGAACAUGCGUCUGGUGGAGCUGGUGCUGCAGGAGCACCUCUCUGAGCGGGGCCCCAGCCGGCCACCGGACAGCCCCGGCCAGCCCCGGUGUCGCCAGGGCUCCGGCCAGCCGGCCACCCACCUGCAGGUCGAGCUGGCAGACUGCAAGGCCAAACUGCGCAAGGUCAAACAGGAGCUUGAGGAGAAGACGGAGCAGCUGCUGGAGCUUCGUGAGGAGCUGGAGACGAACAAGCAGACGCUGAGCAAGCUGCGAGCGGAGAACCUGGAGCUGGUGCAGGACGCCCGCGCGGCCAAGGCGUACCGGGACGAGCUGGACAUUGUUCAGGAGCGCGCCAACAAGGUGGAUAAGCUGGAGGCCGAGCUACAGCGCUACCGGGACCGGAUGAGCGACAUCGAGUUCUAUCGCUCACGGGUGGACGAGCUGCGGGAAGACAACAGGAUCCUGGUGGAGACCAAGGAGAUGCUGGAGGAACAGCUGGACACGGCCAGAAAGCGCAGCGAGCAGAUCGUCGAGCUCGAGACUGCCGUGCUCAAAUACAAACAGCAAAUUAACGAUAUUAGUCUGGAGCGCGACAUGGAUCGGGACCGGAUCCAGGAGCUGCUCGAGGAGAACGCCCGACUGCAGCUGAGCAGCAGGAACACGCUGAACGAGUCGGCCUCACUGGUGGCCGAGCUCGACAACCUGCGCAAGGACCAGAAGGACGGUUCGUCGGGCCACAGCAGCCUGUCUGACCAGCUGUCCUCGGACGCCCACGGCCGCGCGCUGCGGCUGGAGCUGGAAAACCAGCGGCUGCUGGCACUGGUCGAGACACUGCGGGAGACCAGCGCGCGCCAGACCAGCGAGAGCAUCAUCGAGCUGGAGAAGGAGAACAAGCGGCUCAGUCUAAAGGUGGAGCAGCUACAGAAGAGCUCCCAGGAGGAGGUGGCGCGUGCCGAGCAGCUGGAGCAGGAGCGGUGUCAGGGCGAACAGCAGACCAAGCGGCUGCAGCAGGUGAUCGAGACGGUCCGGGAGAACAGCGACCGCCAGCAGGCCGAGCUUCAGCGGGAGAAGCAGCAGCUGCAGGAGCUGGUGGAGACGCUGCGGGUGCGUCAGCAGCAGACCAGGGACACGCGGCUGCAGCAGGUCGAACAGGAAAACUGCGACCUCACCGUCAAAAACCAGGAGCUGAACAGCCAGCUGUCCCGACUGACUGCUCAGCAGCAGCAGCUGAGCCGGCUGACGGAGCGACUGCGCGACACCUCCGUCCGACUGGAGGAGGCCGAACAACAAAAGGCCGGCGUGGAGCGCGACAACCGACAGCUGCAGACGGCCAUCGCGUCUCUGCGUCAGACGUGUGAGCGCCAUGAGAAGCUGGAACAGGAUCACUCUAACCUGGAGACAGAGUACCAGCGGCUCACCAAGCUGGUCGAGAACAUGAAACAGCAGCUGGCAACGCUGGAGUCGGUGCGGGAGGACCACUCGAGCCUGCAGCAGGAGGCGCGCCGGCUGCAGGAGCAGGAGCGCUGCGCUGCCGAGCGACUGCAGGAGGUUCAGCAGGAGCGGGACGUGCUGCAGAGGCAGCUGCAGCAGCUGCGGGACGCCCACGUCAAGUGCGACGUGCAGCUGUCGGCACUGCACACGGAGAAACAUAAGCUGCAGAAGACCUCGGAGGCCGGGCAGCGGCGCGCACAGCAGCUGGAGGCCGAGAAUAAGGAGCUGGACACGGAGAACCAGAAGCUGCUCAAGACGGUGGAGACGCUCAAGAUGUCCACCCGGCGUCUGAACGACCUGGAGCGUGAGGGCACCGAGCUGGAGGCCGCCAACGACAUGCUGUCCCGGGAGAAGAGCUCGCUCUCCAAGGAGACGGCCCGCCUGCGCCAGGCGCUCGAGGUGAAGGACGCCAGUGUGGACGAGCUGUCGUCGCGCGUGGCCACACUGGAGCGAGAGGGGAAGAGGCUGGCGAAGGAGCUGGAGGAGAGGGACGCCCAGGCGGCCGCCCUCAAACAGCUGGAGAGUGAGAAGACCAGCCUACUGCAGGAGACGCGGGUGGACAAAAAGACGCUCUGUACCCUCCGCGAGGAGCUGGUUCAGGAGAAGAUCCGCAGCCAGCAGCUGACUGCCGAGCUGGAACAGCUGAACGGCGAGCUGCAACGGGUCGGCAUUGACAAGGACCGGCUGGCCGCCUCCGACUACAGCGCAGGGGAGAGCCGGUUCAAGGCGCUGCAGCAGAUGAUGGAGGAGGCGCUGAAGAAGAGCACAGAGGUCAAGGACCAGAAGAUCGUCCUGCUGGAGAACAAACUGAAGGAGGCGCAGGAACGGCAACAGGCGGUGCGCCAGGAGCUGUCGGCGGUCCGCCAGGAGUACCAGCAGCUGCAGCAGGAGACGGGCCAGGUGACCAGCGACAGCUCCAAACAGCUCAGCGGCGUCAAGGCGCGCCUGGCAGAGAUGGAGCGGCGCAACAACAACCUGGCCACCGAGCGGGACAGCCUCAGCAGCGAGAAGGAGUCGCUGACGGAUCAGCUGGAGCAGCUGCGUGCCGCGCUGGCCAGCGUGCAGUCGCAGCUCUCCCAGCUGACGCAGCACAACGUGAACCUGCAGUCGGAGCUGGCCAAACUGCAGGUGGAACACACGACCGUGCAGAGUCAGGCGGCCUCGCUGACGGCGCAGAUCACCGGGCUGCGCACACAGGCGGCCGCCGCCCAGCAGGAGAAGGACCAGCUGAGCCGUACCCAGGAGGAGGCGCGCGCCUCCCAGGAGCAGCUGAUCACCGACCACGAGACCCUGCAGCGACUGCACGAGCAGCUGACCGUCGAGUAUGACCAGCUGAAACGCGAGCAGGCGCAGCUCAAGAGCGCCAACAAGACGGUCAAACACGAGUUCCGACAGCUGCAGGAGCGUUAUGAGGCGGCUACCAGCGGUCAGGAUGACCUAGUCAGGAUUAAGGAGACUCUGGAGGAGGAACGGGAGAGUCUGAGGACCGACACCCGCUCCCUACAGAACCUGCGAGAGGAACACUCCAGGCUCAAGGACGAUUUCCGCAGUCUGUUCACGGCCAACGAGAAGCUGAAGACCGAGUACAAGUCGCUGCAGUCGGACUACAAGUCGCUCAAGUCUGAGAACAACUCGCUGAAGCUGAAGCAGACAGAGGUCAGCGGCCAGAUGUGCGACAACCGGGACCACAUCAACGGCCUGGAGGUGGAAAUCUCCAAACUCUCCAACCGAUGUGAGGUGCUGACACAGUUGAACACGGCACUGGAGGAGGACCGCCGCUCCCUUAUGGGCCAGGUGACGGUGCUGCUCACCCAGUACCAUGACCUGCUGUCCGCCACACUCGAGGAGAAGGACCACUUCCACGAGGAGGAGCGCAGCCUGGCCGACAAGCUCAACAACCUCCGACGGCAGAAGGAGAAACUCGAGGAGAAAAUCAUGGAGCAGUAUCGGCGGAUGGACAACUACACGCCGAAAAAGCGCGGUUUCGGGGCCAACCUGGUUCGGCGAGUGAAGCGCGCCGGUACGGACCUCAUCAGCCGGGUGCCGCGCACGGCCCGCUCUCGGUCCCGCUCGCGACUCGAUGACGUCACUGACAGUCCGGACUCGGCUAGUCUGGGCAGCGGCAGCGGCGGAAACGACAGCGUUGACAGCGGGCCCGACUCGCUGCGGAAGUCGCCUCAGCAGGAGGAGGAGGCGGCUGACGAGCGGUGCUCCGAGCGGCCCUCCUCCCGCCGCUCUCUGGGCGGGGGCGGCGGCGGCGGCGGCCGGCCGCUCUCCCUGGCAGAGGACCGGCGCCGCUACCGGUCCUCCGUCUCCAUCGACGAGACGGCGCUGCUGCGGUCCACCGACCCCGGCGGCGACCGGCGUGCAAACGGGAAGCUGAGCCACCGGCUCAGUUUGGGCCCGGGUAUGGGUCGAACGCGCCGUGCUAUGUACUACAACGACGAGGACGAUACGAUACCCACACGGGACGUGGGCCUCAGUCAGCCCAACGGCCUGCCGGCGUGCCGCUCGGAGGUUCUGAUCCGGCCAUCGAUGGGCUCCAUCUCCAGCAUACACUCGGCCGACAUCGUGUCACUGAAGACCUCGCCCGCGCCCGCCAACGGAGGAUGCUUCCAGAGUCUGGUGAAUAUCAGCACGAGCCCGGCGCCGGGCGUGGGCGGCUCCACCGAGCACUGCACCACCAUCUCGAUCGCGGGCGACAGCGCGUCCAGCACCAGCACCGACACCGGCACCAUCACCAUCAACGGCCAGUCGCCGGCGCCGCCGCCCAAGCUGCCGGCCAGAUCCGCCGCCGGCACACCGGACGUCAGGACGCCGCCGCUGCCGGCCAAGUCACUAGCGCUGCGCCGGCCGCAGCUGACCGAGUGUGACUCGCCGAGCUCCAGUCAGAGCGCCUCGCCGCCGCCCAGCCAGCCGGGCUCGCUGCCCUACUCGGCCAGUCCGGUGCCGCCCUCGGCCGGCGCGCGCAGCAUGCCGGCCACACCCCUGCAGCGGCGGCGGCCGACCGUGCCUCCGCGCCAGGCGCCGCCGCCGCCCGCGGCCGACGACGGUGUCAGUCAGAAGGAGCGCGCCGCCGCCGCCGCGCUCUGGUACGAGUAUGGGUGCGUGUAGGUAGGGGUGCGUGUACACACACACACGGCCGCGCUCGGUGCUACAGACCGCAGCUGAAUCAGCUGUCGCGGCGGAGUGGUGAUCGACUCGCGCUCGAGCGCCGGCCUCGUUGUGUCAGAGUCGCCGCUGAAUCGGUUUGCGAGUCGCGUGAGUGAAACGAAUGGCAGCUUGUGGCAUUUCUUCAUUUAUGUAGGUAUUGCAUUAUGUAACGCACAUUUAUAUGAAUAAGACAAUCAUGAGCGCAUCGGUCGUGUGUUAUUAUUUAUGUUUGCCGUAUGUGUACCUAUGUCGGUAGCAGAGUGGGAAAUUAUUGUUUUAUCUUCCUGAUCUCGAUGUGUGCGGCUCUCCUGCGGGUGACGGCAGAGGUAUUGCGUGCGGCGCCGGAGUGGAUCGGCCGUGAGGCGCGUGUUGAGGGCGGGCCGAGCGCCCCCGGUAAUCUUCCAGACCACCGGACACUGCCAACUGCCGUGACUCCUAUCGGGGCCGGGCCUGUCCGUGCCCCGCGUCUGCCGGCGCGUUAGUCAGUAUCUGCUUGUCUGUCCGUCUGUCUGUCCGUCUGUUUGUCUCCCUAGCCUCUCCUCUUUUCCCUAUAUCUCUGUCCGUCUCCGCCGGUCGGAGCUGGCUGGCUGUUUGGCCCUCGCCCGUUAGCUGGUAGUAGGGCCGCGCUGGCUGUCUGCUCCCGUAUGCUUACUCUAGCCUCCCGCCCAGUCCUGUCACCGUUGAAGCGAUGUGAUAUCUGUUGUAGUCAGGAGGCGUUGCGCUGUAGAGUACACCUGAAUGUGACCGUGCCGUGUCGCUUUGUCUCGAAAUAUAUGGAAGUUAUGAC
This is a messenger RNA of Amphibalanus amphitrite, 6246 nucleotides long. RefSeq names its product girdin-like. NCBI's taxonomy places the organism in Eukaryota, Metazoa, Arthropoda, Thecostraca, Balanomorpha, Balanidae. The record is from RefSeq and is a predicted model, not a curated record. Gene Ontology annotation, cellular component: cytoplasm; centrosome. Gene Ontology annotation, molecular function: dynein light intermediate chain binding; microtubule binding. Gene Ontology annotation, biological process: cytoskeleton-dependent intracellular transport; cytoplasmic microtubule organization. The coding region runs from base 249 to 5420 and encodes 1723 amino acids. The transcript has 30 exons.